Messenger RNA from Dreissena polymorpha, 2263 nucleotides. RefSeq names its product swi5-dependent recombination DNA repair protein 1 homolog. NCBI's taxonomy places the organism in Eukaryota, Metazoa, Mollusca, Bivalvia, Myida, Dreissenidae. The coding region runs from base 1072 to 1956 and encodes 294 amino acids. The record is from RefSeq and is a predicted model, not a curated record. Gene Ontology annotation, cellular component: Swi5-Sfr1 complex. Gene Ontology annotation, biological process: positive regulation of DNA-templated transcription; double-strand break repair via homologous recombination. The transcript is spliced from 8 exons.
AUGACAUUUUGACGUUGUAAUAUAUUGUAUAAUGCCCUGAUGAGCUAUGCGAAACGCGUUGGCUAAAUCAAUAUAUAUUUAAAAUCCCAGACACGUGUUUUUACUUUUAUUAUAUAAUAUUCACAAUCUGGAUUAUUACAUUUUACUUAUAUAACUAUAUGUGUAGUAUAUAGAGAAUUUUUAUUAAAUGUCCCUGUGGUGCUAACGAGUCCUAUAAUUCACAGUUUCCCAUACUCUUCACAUUUAUAAUCUUAUUUGCAGCAUAAGCACAGCACCCGCAGAGAUUGAUUUUAGAGAGAGAGUUCCGUACACAUUCCACAAAUGUGACAUGAAAUUCGUAUAAAUAUUCAAGAAACCAUAUAUUCGGGUUGUUUUGAGCCGGGUACUGCCCGUUAAUAUUUGGCGCCCAACGUGGUUUUGCGGAACCGUUUAGAGGAGAGCAGACAAAAGAAGGCGGCCUGUAGACUCCGUAAGCAGCCGAGAGUUGAGUCGUGCAGGACGGGUCGUUGAGAGUCGUACAGGACGGGUCGUUGAGUCGUGCAGGACGGGUCGUUGAGUCGUGCAGGACGGGUCGUUGAGUCGUGCAGGACGGGUCGUUGAGUCGUGCAGGACGGGUCGUUGAGAGUCGUGCAGGACGGGUCGUUGACAGUAAAAUAUAGUGUAUAUACCGUGUGGACAAAUUGUGGAGUGGACAUCUGUAAAAAGUUAUCUUCUUUUAUCAUAUUUGGACUUUUAAUCAUUUGUGGCCUAUAUUCAUCAUAUGUGUAUUCUGCACCUGUCUUCGUAAUCUUCAGGGCUCUCUGAGGCAGCUUCCUCGAGGAAUGAUGUAACGGCUGUUGACAUUUUGUUUCAAACGAAAGUGUGUAAAAAGACCAGGCAGUUGGCAAACACAAAAAAAGAAUGUGACACCAACGUUGAUCUGCUGUUAAAUGAAGCCAGUUUAUUGCAUACACAUUACUAUUACGCAUGCAGCAGCCGACGACGACGGUAGUGGGGUAAGCACGCAGACACUACACUUCCGCACAGAGACGGAAGCCGCAUCAAGUGCGCACUCAGGUGUAGAAAGUAAACAUGGCAACAACACCAUCAGCAAGCAAACUGAGCAGCAGUUUGAAAGACAGGCUGAAGAAAUGUGGUCGCUUCCACUCCUCUCCCUACCAUCCCCCUGAAGCAAGGCAGCAAACAAACACAACAUUGUCAUCCAAUCCUAAUCUGUUAACCAAUGAGAAUGAAUCUGUAUUGACUGAUAAGAGGACGCAUACAGUAAAACGUGGUAGUACAGACCAUGGUUCUAUAAACAAGGAUAAAUAUGUAACAUUAAAGUUUGAUAAUGACGUGACCUACUCUGAUGCAAAUACAGAGGUCUCAAGUGUAGGUUUGACAUUAAGUGCAGAGAUAAGUUCCCAUGGCAAUCUUCAAGAUGAUGCAAUGGAUUCAGUAACCCCUACUGCAACCUUCAAGACUCCUGUGAAUGUAAGGUCAAGAUCAUCUAUAAAGGUCAAAGGAAACAGGCUGACUUUCACUGACACCCAGGAAGCUAACGCUGGUGAUACAAAAUCUGAAACAAGCCCUGACAAUUGUGACAAAGGAAGGGAGAUAACAUGUGAAUCAGAGGAUAACUCCGCAGCAUCAUCUGAUGUGAAGCCACUGGAAAGGUGUGGGUUAUCUGCCCCUGUGGUCUGUUCCAUUGAGGAAUUGGAGAGGCAGAUUGCAGAGAAGGAGGAAUUGCUACGGAAACUCAACAUGGUGAAGAUGUAUCGGGCGAAGAACAACCUGGAGGACUUACAGGGUCUUAUCGACAAAUGGCGUGGGGUAUCCCAGCAGUCCCUGACUGACCUCCAUGCCUCGAUGACUGAUGAACCCCGCUCCUCUCUGACAAGGCUUAUUGACCACCUGGGCAUCGACCAUGACCUCCUGAAGUUCCGGACUGAUGACGACAAUGAAAGCUUCUACUGAGACUUUGAUGUUUGUAUUGUAUUAAUGGGAGCUGUAUGAGGCUGUCGAGAACACUGUUAGAUGUUUUUAAUGUUAUAAACUGAUCAGUGGCUGUUUGAAUUUGUCUGGGAAAACAGGCUCGAUGCAUACAUUAAGAGCUUAUUUUGUUUCUUAGAGAAUGGCUGUUUUUCACAAAUUUGAAGAGUUUGCGCCUUAAAUGUUAUCAAUUUAAAGAAGUUUGUGACUCAUUUAGGUAUUCACAAUUUUUACCAGUAUCGAAAUUGUUUCACUAUUUUGAACACUUUACGACUAAUUUUUUUGCAAAAUU